Paraglomus occultum is the source of this 423-nucleotide messenger RNA. The record is from the annotation of a GenBank genome assembly. Lineage: Eukaryota; Fungi; Glomeromycota; Glomeromycetes; Paraglomerales; Paraglomeraceae.
CAAAGCUAAUGGACCAGAAACCUAACGCACCCAAUUUCCUCCGCACUGAUUCGGAUAAUAGCAGACACAAGACGCAAGCUCCCUCAGGCAAGUCUUUACAUAAUCCCAACCCAACUAUAAAACCAAAAAUAAACCCUGCAAGGCCAGCAGAUAACGGAACACAGAAAUCUUAUAAAACAGUGACCAAGGACCCUGUUGGGAAAAAGACGAAAAACAAACCUGGAAAGUACAACUCGUAUUCACACUCAUCAGAUGCGGAUGACGAACAUCACGAAAUGACCCAAAAUGACCUUAAGAAGAACAAGAAGCCAAGCUUGUCACAAACAAAGAAAAACAUGGUAGAUUAUUCUAGUGCAGAGUUUGAUAUUGGCGACGGUGUGGGUACACCAGGAUUAAAGGCUCUAUGUUGUUGGAAAUGUUAUA